AUGGCAACUUGCGACACACGAACAAUGGUGUGGGCACCGGGAAACCACAAGAAGGUGGAGCACUCCAAGACGAAGGUUGCUACUGGACCUUGGUCCACUGGUCACUUUUGGGUCGACAAUGGGCCGUCCUUUUCGACGCCAUGGGACACCCCGGACGCCCUGGGAUGGACGCCAGAUGUUGGAUCUCCACCGGCCAUGAACAACAACGCGGCUGAUGCUACGGGGCCCUGGUCCACUGGAAGUCUUUGGGUUGACAAUGGGCCGUCCCUGUUAACACCGUGGGACACCCCUGAGGUCCUGGGUUGGAACACCUACACACCUUGUUGGGAAGACAACUCGUGGUGGGAUACGCGGAACUUCGAGGAAGAAUGGUGCAGAAGCGACUUGUCCGCGGUCUGGCGCGGACCAGUAACGGCCAUCGUAAAAUUCGAGAAACCUGCGAUUACGACGCACCACCUCCCAGCAUACCCUCAGAAGAUAGCCGGCAGGCUGUUGGUUCAACGUGGCGGGGUGAUGUUCUACCCGUUUGAUGCACGACGGACUGAACUUACGGUUUACGAACCUUCGACCUCUGCUACCAAGUCUGAUGAGGAGGCCGAGGAGCAGGAGGCGCUGAACGACGCCAAGAGAUUCCUUUCGUAUGCGAAGACCGGCAACCCAAGGAUCAUGUUCAGGGGAUUCCACUCAAAGUCCGGGGGAGGCGGGGACCCCAGGCUGAACGGCCCGAAUGGGGUGUUCCCGCACGCAUUCCUGAACGGCAAGGAACCCACGAACAUGUGGGACAUUCCUGAUCUCCGCGAGAUGGUCAACGAUCACCUCACGGGCUGGGAUAGAUGCGCAUCAGCCUUCAGCUCGUGGACCCACUUCUGGAGGACGGCCAUUCACUUCUCCCAUUACAAGGACGAGAGAGGAACCAGCAUCGCAGUUCUCGACACCACCUCCAUGGAAGACCACGUCUGGUUCUCGGAAGACCUCUGGUGCGCGGAUGUGAGCGAGUACGCGUGGUCUGACGAGUACCUGCUCUACGGGCCCAUCACGGGGCCGAAGUACCACUGCAUCUCGCCCGACAAGCUCUACCGUACAACCAACAUCAAGGCCCUCCUGAAUGGUUCCACAUUUGUCUUCGGUGAAGACCCGGGCUUGGGCGCGAUCGAGCGGGCUGCUAUCGUGAGCGCCAGAAAAGUCGCCGCCUUCCUGCAGCCGCGUGGCGCCAGCACCGAGAACCUCGCGAUCCUGACCGCGAGGUUCGUCAGCUACCGAGCUCACAAGCUUGUCGGCAAGUGGCAGCGCUGCAUGUACGACGUCGACCUGGAGAAGUACACCCAAUUCACGAGGGACGAUAUUCAGGUCCUCGCUAUGCGGGCUGACGGGUGGGACAUCUCGCUCGUCGACGGCACCAUGGACACGAGACACUGUCGCUGCUUGAAGUACGAGGUCCAGUUGCUUCAGGCGGUUGAGAACGUGGUCCACGCUUUGGCUUGGAGUGUGUAA
Molecule: messenger RNA, 1491 nt
Organism: Diaporthe citri
Lineage: Eukaryota; Fungi; Ascomycota; Sordariomycetes; Diaporthales; Diaporthaceae
Exons: 2
Coding region: 1-1491 (496 amino acids)
Source: RefSeq, a predicted model, not a curated record